Tyto alba (common barn owl) is the source of this 3788-nucleotide messenger RNA. It is a transcript of the gene FSCN1, whose product is annotated as fascin actin-bundling protein 1. Gene Ontology annotation, cellular component: cell projection membrane; lamellipodium; actin cytoskeleton. Gene Ontology annotation, molecular function: actin filament binding; protein-macromolecule adaptor activity. The transcript is spliced from 5 exons. Gene Ontology annotation, biological process: cell migration; actin filament bundle assembly; establishment or maintenance of cell polarity. The record is from RefSeq and is a predicted model, not a curated record. NCBI's taxonomy places the organism in Eukaryota, Metazoa, Chordata, Aves, Strigiformes, Tytonidae. The coding region runs from base 47 to 1519 and encodes 490 amino acids.
CGCGGCGGCAGCGGCGGUCGGUGGCGGCGGCGGCAGCAGCGGCAGGAUGACGGCGAACGGGACGGCGGAGCCGGUGCAGAUCCAGUUCGGGCUCAUCAACUGCAGCAACAAGUACCUGACGGCGGAGGCUUUCGGCUUCAAGGUCAACGCCUCGGCCGCCAGCAUGAAGAAGAAGCAGAUCUGGACGCUGGAGCAGGACGGGGAGGACUCCACCGCCGUGCUGCUCAAGAGCCACCUGGGCCGGUACCUGGCAGCCGACAAGGACGGCCGGGUGAGCUGCGACAGCGAAGAGCCGGGUCCCGACUGUCGCUUCUUGGUGGUGGCUCACGGCGACGGGCGCUGGUCGCUGCAGUCCGAGCCCCACCGCCGCUUCUUCGGCGGCACCGAGGACCGGCUCUCCUGCUUCGCCCCCGCCGUCUCGGCUACCGAGAAAUGGAGCGUCCACUUGGCCAUGCACCCCCAGGCCAACCUCUACAGCCUGGCCCGCAAGCGCUACGCCCACCUGGGACCCCGCCGCGAUGAGCUGGCCGUGGACCGCGACGUGCCGUGGGGCGUGGACGCCCUCAUCACCCUCCUCUUCGUGGAGCAGCGUUACAGCCUGCAGAGCUGCGACCACCGCCUGCUCCGCUGCGACGGCCGCCUGGUCCCCGCCGCCGAGCCCGGCACCGCCUUCACCCUCGAGUUUCGCUGCGGGAAGGUGGCCUUUCGCGACGGGGAGGGUCGCUACCUCGCCCCCUCGGGACCCAGCGGCACCCUCAAGGCGGGCAAGAGUGCCAAGGUGGGCAAGGAUGAGCUCUUCGCCCUGGAGCAGAGCUGCCCGCAGGUCGUGCUCCGAGCCGGCAACGACAGGAAUGUUUCCACCCGGCAAGGGAUGGACCUCUCGGCCAACCAAGAUGAGGAAGGUGACCAGGAGACCUACCAGCUGGAGAUCAACAAGGACACCAAGAAAUGCGCCUUCAGGACCUACACUGGGAAGUACUGGACCCUCACCUCCAACGGGGGCAUCCAGUCCACCGCCUCCACAAAGAACGCGAGCUGCUAUUUCGACAUCGAGUGGUGCGACAAGCGCAUCACCCUGAAAGCUGCCAACGGCAAGUACGUGACGGCAAAGAAGAACGGGCAGCUGGCGGCCUCCAUGGAGACGGCGGGCGAGACGGAGCAUUUUGUGAUGAAGCUGAUCAACAGGCCCAUCAUCGUCCUCCGCGGCGAGCACGGCUUCAUUGGGUGCCGGAAGGUGACCGGCACCCUGGACUCCAACCGCUCCUCCUACGAUGUCUUCCAGCUGGAGUUCAACGACGGUGCCUACAACAUCAAGGAUGCCACCGGGAAGUACUGGAUGGUGGGGAGCGAGUCGUCCGUCACCAGCAGCAGCGACACCCCCGUGGACUUCUUUUUUGAGUUCUGCGACUAUAACAAAGUGGCUAUCAAAAUCAAUGGCAAAUACCUGAAGGGUGACCAUGCCGGGGUCCUCAAGGCAUCCGCCGACGCCAUUGACGCCUCCACCCUCUGGGAAUAUUAAUGCACUUUAGCGUACCUCCCAUUGCCAACUUUUCUUUCCCCUCCUUCAUCCUUUUUUCUUUUGGGUUUUGUUUCUCCUCUCUGUAAAAAGGAUUUUCAGACUGGCUUGCCCUUCCCUCCCUCCGUAGAGUCGGGGUGUUAUAUGGGAGGUGGGGCUCCACAAAUCUCUGUUAAGAACUGGAAAAGUGAUGGGGCAGCCUGCCUAUAGCUUUGUAGAGGGGUCUGUCCCUAUCCCUCCCCCCCUCCGCCUCCCUCCAGGUUUGCUGGGCUUGGAAACUGCCGUACACCCCUCCUGGCCCCAAGCAUCACCUUAGCUAGUUUAUUUUCCUCCCCUCAAUUGAAAAAAAAAAGGGAAUAAGAUCACCUCAUAUCAGCACUGGUGCCACCCCAGUCUGUGCUGCCAGGGGUCCCCGUCCCAUCCUGACCCGCUCCAACCAGGGGCAGAGCGAUGGUGCUGGGCUCAGCCGGCUCCUCCCGGCUCCCCCCCGGCAGCUUCUCUCCGCUCCCGGCUUUCGGAGCGGGAUUCAUCCCCAGCUGAGCCAUAAGAGGUGACCUUACGUAUCACAGCAUCCCCGGGGACAGGGCUGGCGCCUGCCGGCACGUGUCCCCGCGGAAGAGCCAGCAAGCCGACCCCCCCCCAAGCCCCCACUCCCCCAGUCCCUACCUGGAAAUGAUUUUUUUUUUUUAGGGUGAUCCUGUCUGGAAAGCCUCAGCCUUUCAUCUCGUGGAGCCCCGUGCUCUUUGCGUCCCUCUGCCCUUCCUUGUGCUUCUGGCUCUGGAAGAGCAUCGUAGACCCCGAAGGUGGGUCCGGCCUGGCUGGUCCUGCUGCUGCGCCUGGCAGGGGAUGGCGGGGGGGGGGGAUGCAGAGCAAGCCCGUGCCGGGGGUGGGGGGGCUUCAUCCAGCCCACCUCCAGCACCAACAGGCUGCGGCCCCCACAGCAGCCUGGCUGGCGGACGCAACCUCCCCUGGGCGGUGGCUGGAAGCAUAAACUGCAGAUUUUGGUUUACAGAAUAGAAAAGUUCCUUAGCAAACUUUGCACAGUGAUAUUUGCUCAGUACCUUUGUUUUGUGGUUUUUUUUGUUUGGUUUUUUUUUUUUUUUCCUUUUUUUUUUCUUCUUCUCUCAUAAAAUACUGGAACAGUGAAGCAAAUCACUGAACACCUAAUGCUGACUUAGGAAGUGCCCAUUCCUGCGGGUUCCCCCCGAGGAGGGCAGCUCCCAGUCCUGCCACCCCUGGGGCACCUGGGCUCGGCUCUCACGCCAUUGCAACCCUACUGGAAAUUAAAAAAAAAAAAAAAAGAGAAAAAAAAAAAAAAAAAAAAAAAAAAGACCAAAACAGUAUUUUUGUUAGUCUCUAUUUAUAUAUGCUCUCCAUGGCACUGUGUUACCAGCUGUUGUCUGUACUAGGUCUGCAUUAGAGUAUAACGCUGUUUGUAACGGGUGAUGCUGACGUGUUCAUUAGGGUGUUGAAAGGCACUUUAUCCUUUUGGGGCCUUCCCAGGGCUGGUAUUUGCUCCCUGCAGAUACACCAAGGAGCCUUUUCCCCCCCACAGGCGCCUGCUGGGGAGGAGGGGGCAGCGCUGCUGUGCCCCCCUGCCCCCCAGCCCACGCCAAGGGUGCUCACGGCAUCGCUGCCGUGCCAAACCAGGGCCGGUCCCUCUCGCCGGAGGCGAGGCAGGGGCUACGUCAGCCUUAAAGCCAUGUGGAGGGGGUGACCCUUCCUAGGAGCUUGGUGCUAAAACUCUCAGCGGGGAGAGCGAGCGACCCGUCCCCUGCCAGGGGGGCGACUCUGGGCCGGGGUCCCUGGCCGGCGCGGGGGCUGGCGGCUGGGACUCUCCCUCGGCUCCGCGCGCGUGCGCACCCGCCCCGGGGAACCACGCUGCCCCUCGAAGGACCGAGUGUCUUGAUGAAGCCCUGAGUGACCCUGUGACUUGCCACACACUUUUCGCUGGCCUUCACCCCCGCUCCCUCCCCGCCCCGUGUCGCUGCCUCCCCGUCCCCCCGUCGCAGUUCGAACCAUGUAACUCCCGCUCCGGCUUCUUCCGUGUGACACUAGGUCAACAUCUCUCCUGUCUCCUCUUACCGGGUGUCGUGACUCUCUGAAAACAUCUCACUCUGAAAAUUUAAGUUUUGGGUUUGUUUGGGGUUUUUUUUUUUUUGGUUUUGGCUUUUUUUUUUUUUUUCCUUAAUUAUUUUUUUUGUAAGUGCCAUUUGUAUAACUUAAAAAAUAGCUUCAAAUGGAGAAAGAUGAAUAAAAAAUAAAACCUGCA